Messenger RNA from Colletotrichum higginsianum IMI 349063, 837 nucleotides. RefSeq names its product Aminodeoxychorismate lyase. The transcript is spliced from 2 exons. Gene Ontology annotation, molecular function: catalytic activity. Lineage: Eukaryota; Fungi; Ascomycota; Sordariomycetes; Glomerellales; Glomerellaceae. The coding region runs from base 1 to 837 and encodes 278 amino acids. The record is from RefSeq and is a predicted model, not a curated record.
AUGCCCAACGACUUCCAGCUAUUUACGUCCCUUCGGUACGACCCAGGGCUCAUAAGAGUGCCCAAAAGGCGCUUGGCCAAUGCGGGAUGGAACGCCAAAAUGACGUCGCCCUUAUACAUGCUGGACCUCCACCGGGAUCGGAUGUUGCGGGCUGCCACCUACUGGGGUUGGACAUCGGCCAUCGAAGCUAUUUCGGACUCGGCCGGUCUCCAGAGGCUGGCUGAGGUGGUUGAGUCUUUCUUGGCCCAGCACGGGAAGGAGUCGGCUAUGAGAGUCAAGGUGCUGCUGAAUUCGGAAGGGCAUCUCAGCUGCGAAGCGUCAACGGUGCCCGCCGUGCCCUUGGAGAACCUCUUCCCGGAACGACUACCAGCGCCAGGAAGUUCCAAGCAGGCCGGAGAACCGUCCGAGGAGUCUCCUGUGGAGGUGUUAAUUGACACGACGGAGACUCCGCAGUCAGAAUACACGCACUACAAGACAACAAAACGAGCCAUGUACGACACCGCCCGAGACCGCGCCGGCAUCGCUCCAGCAGACCGCAAGGAAGUCCUUCUCGUCAACUCCAAAGACGGCAACAUCAUGGAGGGUAGCUUGACGACCCCGUUCUUCUGGAGAAACGACAGGUGGGUCACUCCGCCGGUGUCUGCCAAAUACAGCCCCGAAAAUGGCAGCGGCGGGCAAGACGGGACAUCCCGCAGAUGGGCACUCGAACGCGGUCUGGCUGUGGAAGAAGAGGUUAAAGCCGACAGCAUUGCGGACGGAGAGCCAUGUUGGGUUAGCAAUGGUGUCCGCGGCUUCACCUUUGGGAGAGUGCGAUUCGAUCCUGCCAAAACAAGUUGA